Messenger RNA from Aegilops tauschii subsp. strangulata, 801 nucleotides. NCBI's taxonomy places the organism in Eukaryota, Viridiplantae, Streptophyta, Magnoliopsida, Poales, Poaceae. The record is from RefSeq and is a predicted model, not a curated record.
AUGGCCGCCUCGGCAACCACGCGGCGAAGAUGCCGCCAUCCACCUUGGCAAAGAUGCCGCCUUCCACCGGUCUCCAAUUGUAGCCGGCUCCGAGACGAUGCCAUCAAGGAGGAAGAAGACGUGGAGACGCCUUCAUCGCCCGAUCCCGCGGAUCUGAGGAUUCCCUCCAGAGCCAAGGCCGCGGGGAGAAGCACCACGCCAAAACGACGCUUCCAAGAAAGAGUGCGGCGCCCGCGGGCGGCGCCGUCGCUGGAUCCGGCAGAGGCCGGAGAAGGAUUUCUCUCGGAGAUGAUCAACCACCGCGAGCCUGAACUAGCCGGCCACCAACAGCCACCAAACCUGCACCGCAGAGCAUCGAAGGGAACCUCCCGCCAGCUCCCGCGCCCGUCCCAGCUGAGGCCGUCCCGCGCGACCCCCCCGGCAAGCAGCAGCCGUGCUGCCGGGUCCUGGGCGCACACCGCUGUCUCCACCGACCAGCCGACCCCGCUAGAGGAAGGAGGAGCCACACCCGAGUCUCGCCAAGGCGCACCAUCUCCCGCCGCAGCAGAGACGCCAAACCACAGCAGCUCCGCCGCCGCCCACGCAGCCGACGAGAGCCACCGCCCGCCCGCGGCUGUGCUGCCCAGAGAUCGAAGAGCGCUCUGCAACAGCCCCCUCCGCACCCACAACCCGAGCAUCACCCCCAACGCCAGAGCAUCACCGGAGAUAGGCGAGACAGCCGCGCAGUCCACCGCCAGGCACCACAGCGCCGAGUGCCACCCGCCGCCGCUCCCCCAGGACUGGACGCCGCGCGACGGGUGA